AGCACGACUCUCUACGACUAUAUAGUAGAUUGAUGAGUAACAAUAACAGUAGUACAACAUUUGUUGUUGCUGUUGUUGUUGCUGCUGCUGUUGAGCUUUAACGUCAAACAUUUUUUAAACAGAAUAGAAUAUAGCGCCUAAUAGAACCAUAACCAACGAGAGGGAAAUCAUUCGUUAGUAAACUGGCUGAUGUGCGGCCACGUUCAUGAGAAUACAGCGGACGUGUUUUUGAAAACCAAAGAGAAAUAUAAAUUUCAAAAAAAUUAAACAACAAAUUAAAUUGAAAAUAAGAAGCAAGUUUAAAUGCAAUGAAAUUGUAAAAUCAAAGGAAAAAUUAAAAAAAUAAAUUAAAGUUUUAAAAAAGAAAAUUGUUAAACCUAUUAAAAUAAUAAAAAGAAAAAUAUUGAAAAUAUUUACAAACAACUGCAAGCGAAUCGCUUUAAAAAUCAAACAACCGUUGCGUUUAACUACUUCCUGUUCAGUUGUAACAUAAACAUACGCAUGUAUUCAAAUGCUUCCGUUUCCUUCCUGCUUGAAUAAACGUAUGGACGCGUUACAACACAUUCUAAUGUUGUUUGGACGACGUGUGUGUGCUCUUGAAGCGGUGUCUGUUGCAAAAAAAUAAUGGCAACGUCAACGGAAAAUACAAAUAAGCGACAAAAACAUCACAAGCAACAACAACUACAGCUACAACAACAACAUAUUCAUCAACAAAUACAACAACAUCAGCAGCAGCAGCUACAACAACUACUAAGGAAAAGAACUAAAAUAAAUUUUUAAAUGAAACGAAAAUAAAAUAUUUAAAUUUAAAAUAAAAAUAAAACUAACAUUAUAUUUAAACAAAAAACGAGUGUAAAAGAAUUAGAAAAAAAAUAUCAAAAACUUGUGGGUUUGUUGUUUUUCGAUCAAACACACUCAAAACAAACGAGAUGUCGUGUAUGACCACGACCUCGACCAUCAUAAAAAUGAGGAAAAAAUUUCUCCAACACUUUUUGCUAAACAAAAUAUAAAAUAAAAAGAAUAAUAUUGUUUUUAUAUAUAUUUUCAAAAAAUUAAAUAAAUAUAAAAAUUAGUAACAAAAAAGAGCGACAACAAGUCAGAAAAGAGUCCAAUACGAAUUAUUAUUUUUUUUAAAAGAAUCUAUAGAAAAUUUGAAGAUCUUGUGAUUUGUUGCUUUUGGUUUAAUUUUGUUUUUAUUUUUUUAUGGAAAAUCAACGCUUCGAACAAAAAAAAUUUGAAAUUGAGUCCUCAGUCGUUUGAACGGCAUAAAAAAGAACAUCGCGCGAGCGCUUCCAACGUGAAUGUGACGAAAAGUGAUAACGGUAAAAAAAUAUUUUUAAAAGUGAAAAUUUUUGUUUGUAAAAAAAAUAAAAUUAAAAAAGUUUUCCAUUGAAAAAGAAAAAAAUACGAAAACCAAGUGUUGUGAAUUAAAUUAAGUGAAAGCUAAAUAUUAAAAUCAAAAAUAUGGAAAAUAAUAAAUAAAAAUCUAACAAGAAAGUGUUAAAGUGAGAGAGAAUAAAAGAUUUAAAUUUAAUUUAUUUAAACAAAAAAAAAAUAAGAAAUUAAGUAAGAAGCAAAAAAGUAUCAUACAAAGUUAAAAUUUUUUAAUAAAAAUAUAUUUGUAAUGUCUACAAAAACCACAAUAAAACCAACAACUAACAAAACGUCAACCAAAUUAACAUCACGUACAAAUGUAACAGCAAUAGUGGAUACAAACGAAGCAGCAGCAACCACUGCAGCAACAACAUUACUAAAUGCAGUAUCAGCGCCACAAGAACAGCUAGCAACAGCAGCAGCAACUAAAACUCCAAAUGCAAAUUCAACAAUUGCAAAAAAGUCAUUAAAACACAAUGUUUUAAGGAAAACGAGGCGGCAAAGGCCAUACGAUAAAACAGAAACAACAGCAGACACAACGACAACAACAACAACACAAUCACAACAAUCACCACCAACACCCCAAAAACAGCAACAAAGACCACGACCACUAAUUACAACUACAUUUGCAACAACGACUACAUCAUUAACAGCUGCCAUUGCCGCAGCUCUAUUGCAAACGACAAAUGCUACCACCGCUACACUCACCGCCGCCCUUCAAACACAUGCAGCUUCCACCUAUGAAGUUGCUGGUGCAUCAUACUCAUCGUCACCUGCCGCCACACACAUACCACCGUCAUUAUCGAUCGAUAGUUCCCUACAAUAUCCCAUGGCGGUUUUGGACGGCACUUUAGCCCAAAUGGAACCGAAUGCAACCACAACACAUUUACUGCAUAAUGCAGCCAUUUCCACUGCCACAUCUGCUUUAGCUGCAGUAGCAAACUCAACACUACUACUGGAUGAUGAUGGUGGUGGCGGCGGCGGCGCCGGCAAUGGUGUCGGCGAUAUGGGUACGGAUGUCGACGGUGAUUGGUUCGAUGAUGCUAUUUUAGCCUUGAAAGCGUUUGUCAUGUUAUUUAUAAUAAUUGCCGCCAUUUUUGGAAAUUUACUUGUUAUUAUUUCUGUGAUGCGUGUUAGGAAAUUAAGAAUCAUAACGAAUUAUUUUGUAGUCUCGUUAGCCAUGGCUGAUAUUAUGGUCGCCAUAAUGGCCAUGACAUUUAACUUUAGUGUACAAGUAACAGGACGUUGGCUUUUCAGUCCAUUCCUAUGCGAUUUGUGGAAUAGUUUGGAUGUGUACUUUUCAACAGCGAGUAUAUUGCAUUUAUGCUGUAUAUCAGUCGAUAGAUACUAUGCCAUCGUUAAGCCGUUAAAGUAUCCGAUUAGCAUGACAAAACGGGUUGUUGGCAUUAUGAUACUCAAUACAUGGAUUUCGCCAGCUCUACUAUCCUUCCUGCCCAUCUUUAUUGGUUGGUAUACCACCGAUGAACAUAAGAAUUUUGUGAAAGAACAUCCGGACCGCUGUGAGUUCAUUGUAAAUAAACCGUAUUGUGUCAUCUCUAGUUCAAUAUCAUUUUGGAUUCCAUGCACCAUUAUGAUUUUCACCUAUUUGGCAAUAUUUCGUGAGGCAAAUCGUCAGGAGAAACAGAUGAUGAUGCGUCAUGGUAAUGCAAUGUUAAUGCAUCGGCAUUCAACGGUUGCCGGAACCGGAAGUGAAGCUUUAAGCGGUUCGGGCUCUUCGAAAACAUUAACGCUGCAUGAGGUGGAACAGGAUCAUACACCAACGAAAGAUAAACAUUUAAUUAAAAUGAAACGAGAACACAAGGCUGCAAGAACUUUAGGUAUAAUUAUGGGUACAUUCAUACUCUGUUGGCUGCCAUUCUUUUUGUGGUACACAAUAACCACUUUAUGUGAUGCCUGUACAGUACCCGACAUUGUUGUGGCCAUCUUAUUUUGGAUUGGUUACUUCAACUCCACCCUAAAUCCACUUAUAUACGCUUAUUUCAAUCGUGACUUUCGAGAGGCUUUCCGCAACACACUGCAGUGUUUGUUCUGCAACUGGUGGAAGGAUCGUCAUAUGCCACUGGACAUUGACAUUAGACGCAGCAGUCUGCGUUAUGACAAUCGUGCGAAAAGUGUUUACUCCGAAAGUUACCUCAAUGCCAAUCAUCCACAGCGUCGUACUAGUCAGCUAGUGGAGAGUUUAUAA
This is a messenger RNA of Calliphora vicina (urban bluebottle blowfly), 3580 nucleotides long. RefSeq names its product Octopamine beta2 receptor (gene Octbeta2R). The record is from RefSeq and is a predicted model, not a curated record. The transcript is spliced from 7 exons. Lineage: Eukaryota; Metazoa; Arthropoda; Insecta; Diptera; Calliphoridae. Bases 1625 to 3580 code for a protein of 651 amino acids. Gene Ontology annotation, cellular component: plasma membrane. Gene Ontology annotation, biological process: adenylate cyclase-activating adrenergic receptor signaling pathway. Gene Ontology annotation, molecular function: octopamine receptor activity.